CUGGCAGUGUGCGUGCACCUCGGGCCCCCGCCCCCGUCCUGCGUUUUCUUCCUCGCGCUGAGACGGGUCGGGGUGCUGGAGGUCGGGGCAAGUUUGGGAGGGAAGGCGAAGAGGCCGAAAGCAGCCAGCCGAUACUGGCCUUGUAUUACUUACCCAUACCAUUUGGUGAUAUUUUUAAUGGACCAUGGACCAGACAAGUGAAUCAACAUCCCAAGAGGAAUCCAAACCUGCUCAGGAAAAUGGAAAAGAAGCCAAAGAAAAACAGGACUCAACUGAAGUGGAAGAGCCUAUUGAGAGUUCACAGACUGUGCCAGAUGUCUCUACAACAGAGACCAGCAACCAUGUGGUGGAAAAUGCAAAAAAUGAAAUAAAAUCCCAAGAAUUAAAUUUAGAGGAACAGCUGAAAACUUCAAAAGGUUUGACAAUGAACUUGAACACUGAAGUCCCAGGGAAUAUGAUAAUUAGAAAACCUGCAAGAGUAACUUUUAAUUUAGAUGAAAUUAAACUGAAACCAAAGCUAGAACAACCAUGGAAGAAAAAUCUUUUUUUAAGAAUGGAGGCAAGAGCCCAGGCAAUGCAGCAGAAAAUAAUAGAUAAGGAUAAUCUGAAGAAAGAAUUAGACAAAAAGUCUGAAAAAAAACUGCCUAGAGAUAAUUUGGCUAAAGAGUGGUUUAAUACUGAAAACACAGCACUGAGUACUCGUGCAUAUUUGCUUGACAAACUUCUACCCACCUUAGUUCCUGGAAUGGAAAAAAUGUUGACAAAACGAGAAAAGAAGCUUUUGACCAAAGCUGAUAGUCCAACCAAGUUUGAUCCAGUUAAUCAUUUGGGAGAAUGUUUAAUGAGAAAUAAUCCUAAUUAUAUCAAAGACCCAGGAAUGUCUGAAUACCAGAGGGUGAUGAGAGAUGUCACAGAAGAACUGAAGAUAUAUGUUCCUGACACUAUUUGCAACAGAAUCAGCUCAGAUACUUCUUCCUCUGGGGUACCUUCUGUCACGUCUGGUCUGAAUAAGAUUCAAAAUAUCCUUCAUGAAUUUUUUCAAAAGCCAGAUUUUGAGCUUGAAUCACGUUGCAAACAAUUGGAUAUUACUGACUCAAUGGGACCAAGAUUGAACAAAUCAGGCUUUAUAGAAUACAUCUCUUCAUGGGUUGCAGACCUUAAAAGUGAAAUUUUUGAGGAACUCCUUAAGCACCUUUGCCACUAUGCCGAUGAAUUCUGGGAGAUCAUAAAAACUGACAUGCAGAGACAGAUUUUUGUAGAACUUUUCCUACAUUGUGACCAUGGGAAGGUAGGGAUUUUGGAUCGGCAGAGGACAUUGGCCUUGCUGGAACAGUUCUAUGACCAAAGUUCACAAAUGCUUAGGAGUUUACUCCGAAACCCAAGGCAAUGGCCAUUCAUUGAGUUUGAAGAGAUAGACUUGACCGAGUUCUGGGGAAACAUGGAUAAUCAGAAAAACAUUUAUGAAGACUUUGAUAAAGUGCUAUUAAAGAUGAAUGAAUUACUUUCUGAAAAACAUGAUAAUAAAACUGAAAGUAAUUUAUUAGAAAAUCAAAAAGAUCAACCAAAAUAUGAUGAACAGAGAACAUCAAUAGCACCACCACAUCCACCAAAACAGCAGAGGGAAAAACCUGCAGAUCUAGGAUCACAAAGAAUUUCAAAUGAAGAACAAGUCAGAGAGCCAAGUAGAGAGCAAAAAUUGUAUAUAGAAGCAGUGAUAGAAGAGGGAGCCAUCACAGAGUCAAAUCAAGAACAAGGAUCAAGUAGAGAAUUAAUAGUAGAACAAAGACCACAGAGAGGGUCAACUGCAGAGCAAGGAUCACACAAAGCAUCAACUGCAGAACAAAUAUCACACAGAGGGUCAACUGCAGAGCAAGUGUCACACAGAGAGUCAGUGAUGGAGCAAGGACCACAUAAAGUGUCAACUGCAGAGCAAAGAUCACGCAGAGAGUCAAGGACAGAACAAAGAUCACACAGAGGGUCAACCGCAGAGCAAGGGUCACAGAGAAAGUCAACAGUAGAACAAAGAUCACACAGAGGGUCAAUUGCAGAGCAAGGAUCACAUAAAGAGUCAACGAUAGAACAUAGAUCACACAGAGGGUCAACCACAGAGCAAGGGUCACGCAGAGAGUCAAUGAUAGAACAAAGAUCACACAGAGGGUCAACUGCAGAGCAAGAGUCACACAGAGAGUCAGUGAUGGAGCAAGGACCACACAGAAGGUCAACUGCAGAGCAAAGGUCAUGCAGAGAGUCAAUGAUAGAACCGCACAGAGUCAGAGCAAAGACUACACAGAGAGAUAACUUCAGAACAACAGGACAGAGACUCAACUUCAUAAUCAGAAAAAGGUACUUUAAAAUCCCUUCACGAAAAGAGAGUUUGUGGGGGCAAACUGAGGAGGAGCUAUUCAUGGGUUCUGAGCUGCAAGAGGAAGUUCCCACAUCAAGUAGAAAAGAUCAUCUUUCAGAUAAAAUGGCAAGAAAAGAUGUUCAGAAAGACAAAUCCUGUGAACCCAAGUCCCCCCAGAGAGAAGGAAAGUCAUGGUCAGGUGAAUUUUUGUCUUGUAACUAGAGGAUGAAGUAUGUCAAAUUUGGAGAUGAGGAGCAAGCAAACUUAAUCUAUGGUAACUUCAGGUUCACAGAAUUACACUCAAUUAUCAGAAAUAUUCAGUCUUAUAAAGAAGUAAAAGGUAGGAGUGCCUUCAAUGGAAUUUCCUUCGAUCUGCUCCAGUUUGUGCAACUCCUAGAGACAUUUGUUGGUGAAGGCCCCUUAAGUGCCAGUGAGACCCUCACCUCUUUUUUUAAGAGAGGCUAUGUUGAAACAAAAGAAGAGAAAAAUGAAUGCCUUAGAACAGGUGGACAAAAUGCUUUCCAAAUACGACAGGAACUUCUCUUAAAAGCCCUCUUACAGAAGUGGGACAGUGAUGGCUCAGGCUUCCUGGAUCUGGAGGAAGUUGAUAAACUCUUAUACACAUACAAGCAUGGCAUGGAAAAAGAAUCUAUGAAGAAAGAUUUCCUUUUUAAGUGUAUAGACAGUUCAGAAGUUGUUUUGGCCUCUGUUUGUGGGGAAACCCACAUAGUAAUUCCGCUUCGUGAGAGAACAGGAGAGGCUCUGGGACUCCUCGAUGUUAACAUUGGCCACACCAGAAUGUUGUUACACUAAGAAUAUAAAGAUCUGCAGAAAAUGAUGAAGAUGAUCCAUGCAGCCUGAUUCGAAAUACUAGGUGAAUUCUCUGGAGAGAUGAAGAAAAACAUUAUCUUAGAGAUUGAAAAAGCAGGAGAAGUCCAGAGGGCAGAAAUUCUCUUUUUCUGAAUCAUGCUGCAGGAGCUGCGGGAAUGUCUCCAACUACUCAGUUCCGUGGGCUUUGUGUCACUGCUACUCUAUGAACAUAAACCUCAAGCAGAACCAAAGUCUCCUCAAGACAGCAAGUCCCAGGAGUUCGAAGCCAAUGUAAACCUGGUACAUGACAUCCUGAAUGGAGUUAUCCUAUUCUUUCAUCCAGAGUUGGAAUUUUCGGAUGACUUAGAAAAUUGGGAUAAGUGUAAAUUUUAUAUUAACAAAUACUUAGUGGAGCGUAUUUGUGCCUUUGACCCAACUGCUAGCCAUGUGAAAGUUAAUUUACAGCUCAUUGAUAAAAACAUCAGAGCUCAUUCCCUAAUCGAAGUAUGGAAAUUUGGUAAUAUUGUCAUUGAACUCCUAUACCACUGGUUGCACAUCUGUUCAGCUCUCAUGAAGCUAACCAAAAAACUAAACAGUGCUAUUAUACCUCCAUUGCCCUCCAAGUCUGACAACUGUAUAUAUGCAAAAAUGCCAGAAGAAACUUUGCCAGGGAAAUCCUAGAAGAAUUGGUACUCUAUUUAGGAUACAGAACUUCAAUCAUAUUCAAAGUUGUUAACUUUAAAAUAUUUUCAAGUGCAAAGGAAUGCCACAUAGACAUAUUUGGCUCCUAGACAUUUACUUCAGUACUUUCUAAAACCGCAAGCAUGACCUGUACAAAACUUUUAUCUAAGAAAUACCGAGUUUAAGGUAGCCAUAACUAAAUUAUUUGAGUAUGUUAUAAAAUAUGUUUGAAGUUCCCUUGUGGUAUGAGCUUUGGAUAUGCCAUGAGACUACUAUGGUUGAUUG
Messenger RNA from Heterocephalus glaber (naked mole-rat), 4120 nucleotides. The record is from RefSeq and is a predicted model, not a curated record. NCBI's taxonomy places the organism in Eukaryota, Metazoa, Chordata, Mammalia, Rodentia, Bathyergidae.